CCCACCAAUUUACUGCUCGUGGAUUCCCUCCCGGGCUCCCUUGCCACGCUGCUGCUCAAGCAGGCGCUGCAGCGCAGCAGCGCGCUUGCUGCUGCAGCAGACCCGCCGGCAGCAGCAGCAGCAGCAGCGGCGAUCCAAGCUGCAGCAACAGCACACGUCCCCCCGGGCGCCUGGGGGCUCCGCGGCGCCCCCUCCCUCUUUGCUGCUGCAGCAGCAGCAGCAGGGGCGUCGGAGGGAGGCGGCUGCAGCUGGGUGGAAGUGCAGCAGCAGCUGCGCCGCAGGCUGCUGCUGCUGCAGCAGCGGCGGAGGUCCCUGCAGCAGCAGCUCGGCCUCCCGCUGCGCUGCCAGCACUUGGGCUAUCCGCUGCCGCCUGCUGCUGCAGUCAAUGA
Eimeria tenella is the source of this 389-nucleotide messenger RNA. RefSeq lists its product as uncharacterized. The record is from RefSeq and is a predicted model, not a curated record. NCBI's taxonomy places the organism in Eukaryota, Apicomplexa, Conoidasida, Eucoccidiorida, Eimeriidae. The transcript has a single exon. The annotation marks the transcript as partial.